AUGUUGGGGAUUACUGAGAUUUUUAUAGCUCUGGUAGUAUGUCUCCUGAUUUUGCAGCUCCUAAAGCUGCAAUGGAUGCGUACCCAGCUUCCUCCAGGACCAGUUCCUCUCCCCAUCAUCGGAAAUUUGUGGCUGCUGGACUUCAAACUUCGCCGAGAAACUCUCAGUAAGUUAACCAACAUCUAUGGAAACAUCUACACUCUGUGGAUGGGACAGACACCUCUGGUUGUACUGAAUGGAUACAAAGCAGUAAAAGAUGGCAUCGUCACCCACUCAGAAGAAGUUUCUGGAAGACCUCUCACCCCUUUCUACAGAGAUAUGAUGGGCGAGAAAGGUAUUUUCCUGACAAAUGGCCACACCUGGAAACAACAAAGACGCUUUGGCAUGACAAUUAUAAGAAGCCUGGCACACGGUAAGAACAAUUUGGAGCGUCAAAUUCAAACAGAGGCCUGUCACCUUGUGGACAUCUUUGCAAACACAAAAGGCAAACCUUUUGACCCCCACACUUCCAUCGUCCGUGCAAUUGCAAAUAUCAUUUGUGCUGUUGUUUUUGGUCAUCGCUUCUCCAGCGAGGAUGAAUCUUUCAGCAAACUCAUCAAAGCUAUUUAUUUUGUGAUCUAUUUUCAAGGUACUAUCUGGGGCAGGCUAUACGAUGCUUUCCCAUGGCUCAUGCACUGUCUCCCAGGGCCUCACCAGGAAGUGUUCGCAUACAACGACUUCAUGCACAGUUUAGUCACGAAGGAGGUCCAGGCUCAUGAGAGACAGAACACAGGUGAUCCACAGGAUCUCAUUGACUUCUACCUGGCUCAAAUAACAAAAACCAAGGACGACCCUACUUCUACAUUCAAUAAAGACAAUAUGGUUCAGACUGUGGUUGAUCUUUUGCUGGGAGGGACAGAAACAACAAGCACAACCCUUCUCUGGGCACUGCUCUACAUGGUACAAUACCCAGAAAUACAAGAAAAGGUUCAAAGAGAGAUAGAGGCUGUUCUGGAACCCUCCCAUGUCAUCAGCUAUGAAGACCGUAAGAAGCUGCCCUACACGAAUGCUGUGAUUCACGAGGCUUUGCGCUACAGCAACGUCACCUCCGUUGGGGUACCUCGACAGUGCCUGAGGAGUACAACUCUGUUGGGUUUCCACAUUAAAAAGGGCACACUUGUGUUGCCAAAUCUGCACUCUGUGGUGUACGAUACUGAGCACUGGGCAACCCCUUGGAAGUUCAACCCAGAUCAUUUCCUUGAUUUGGAUGGCAACUUUGUGAACAAAGAGGCAUUCUUACCUUUCUCAGCAGGGCACCGGGUAUGUUUAGGGGAACAGAUGGCACGAGUUGAACUGUUCAUCUUCUUUACCAGCCUCCUUCGGGCAUUUACAUUCCAGCUCCCUGAGGGAGUGAAGGAAAUCAAUCUGGAGUACAUUUUGGGUGCAAUACUGCAGCCACAUCCAUAUAAACUCUGCGCUAUUCCACGCUAGUCUGCAACACACUACAAUGCUGAGACUUCAACCUGUUCAUAACUGCAGAUCCUUUGAAAACACAUUUCACUAUCUCAAUCAUAUUCAAAUGUAGGUAGCUCAACACAGCAAAUGAAUAGUGUUUUUAUUUAGGAGUUCAUCUAAGUUCAUCAUAGUUCAUCUACUGACCUUUCUGAAAUGAAAAUAAGUGGACUUGCCAAAGCUCACAUACUUAAGUCUUUAGCAUAUACAAACACACAAUAUUUCCAAAAAAAAAUUGUAUUUUCACACUUACAGUAGCAGUGGAUUAGCUGUAGGAUUUUAGAGAAGUGGCCCGUAUCAAGUAGUUUCCUGCAUAUGUGCUCUGUCAGGUAUCACACUCUUAAAAUGGCACAACUGUUCAGUAAGCAUGCUUGAAUAAAAUUUUCUUCAGUAAGAUGUUACUCUUCCAAGUCCACAGGUCUUUUCUUACAUCUUCUCACGGGAGGUAACAGUGUACACACACACAGUGUUGAUUCCUUUGCUUUUCACUCUCCCACAAAGCAUUAUAUAGUGUAGCAUAAGCUUCACACACACAGAAACCAGCAUAGUGUGGGGCCUCUCAUAACCAUGGCCCAUUUAGAAAUCCUUACUUUUUUUUUUUGCUUCCUCAGUAUCAUCACAACUCGGGUCCAUGCACUUUCACAAACCUUUCCUUCUGUUUAGAAGGAUUCUUGUACGAUCCAAUAAUUUCCUAUUUGAAGAGAAAGGA
Corvus hawaiiensis (hawaiian crow) is the source of this 2200-nucleotide messenger RNA. Its product is annotated as cytochrome P450 2J2-like. Gene Ontology annotation, biological process: xenobiotic metabolic process; arachidonate metabolic process. The transcript has 9 exons. Gene Ontology annotation, molecular function: oxidoreductase activity, acting on paired donors, with incorporation or reduction of molecular oxygen, reduced flavin or flavoprotein as one donor, and incorporation of one atom of oxygen; heme binding; iron ion binding. NCBI's taxonomy places the organism in Eukaryota, Metazoa, Chordata, Aves, Passeriformes, Corvidae. Bases 1 to 1470 code for a protein of 489 amino acids. Gene Ontology annotation, cellular component: intracellular membrane-bounded organelle; cytoplasm. The record is from RefSeq and is a predicted model, not a curated record.